This is a messenger RNA of Emiliania huxleyi CCMP1516, 717 nucleotides long. RefSeq lists its product as hypothetical. Gene Ontology annotation, cellular component: cytoplasm. The record is from RefSeq and is a predicted model, not a curated record. The transcript has 5 exons. Gene Ontology annotation, molecular function: isomerase activity. The annotation marks the transcript as partial. Lineage: Eukaryota; Haptophyta; Isochrysidales; Noelaerhabdaceae. Gene Ontology annotation, biological process: biosynthetic process.
UUGCUGCACGUCGACUCGUUUACGCGGGUCGCCUUUGCCGGCAACCCCGCCGCCGUCUGCCUGCUCGACGCGCCGGCCGACGCCACCUGGAUGGGCGCGGUCGCCGCGAACCAGAACCUGUCCGAGACUGCCUUCAUGUGGCCGACGGGCGCGAGCGAGGUGGAGGGCCUCGAGGGCGAGCCCGCCCGUGGCGAGACGUUUGAGCUGCGGUGGUUCACGCCGUCGGUCGAGGUGGACCUCUGCGGGCACGCGACCCUCGCCGCAGCGCACGCCCUCUUCUCGGCGCCCGGAGGGCGCGAGUCGCCCCUCCUCCGCUUCGGGACCCGCUCCGGAGAGCUCGUCGCCGCGCUGCGCGGCGAGGGCGGCCGCGGCCGCGGCUGCAUAGAGCUCGAGUUCCCGGCGUCGCCUCCCAGGCCGCUGCUCGACGGCGUCGGCCCCACCCGCGGCGAGGUCGCACUCGCUCUCGGGCUGCCAGUGGAUAAAGUCAGAUCAGCAGAGAUCGCACGAGAUUGCUCGAGACCAUCCGAGAUCGCUCGAGACCAUCCGAGAUCGCGCGAGAUCGCGCGAGAUCGCCGCAGGCCGUACCGGGGACUCAUCGUCACCGCCGCCGGCUCCGGCUCAGAGGCCGACUUUGUCUCGCGCUUCUUCGGGCCCGCUGUCGGGAUCCCGGAGGACCCGGUGACGGGCUCGGCGCACUGCACGCUGGCGCCCUACUGG